Messenger RNA from Lactuca sativa (garden lettuce), 1960 nucleotides. RefSeq names its product alpha/beta-Hydrolases superfamily protein. NCBI's taxonomy places the organism in Eukaryota, Viridiplantae, Streptophyta, Magnoliopsida, Asterales, Asteraceae. Gene Ontology annotation, biological process: lipid metabolic process. The record is from RefSeq and is a predicted model, not a curated record.
CUCACCGUAAGGCGAAGUCGGUUUUUUUUUUCAGACAAAUCCCACCUCCUGAAACUGAAGCUUCCCGAUGCUUUUUGUAACCAUCAAUGGCCGCCAGUAAACACAUGAAACGCUUGUUGCACAAUAUCAAUUUGAGUUCCAAGUUUAUAAAGGAAAGGGAACCUUAUAACCCCCGUGUAUAUAAUGUCAUCAAACGCUUUCAAUCACAAUGGCCAAAAGUACAAGAUCCAAACAUGAAAGAUGCAAAAGAUGAUGCAUCUGUAUCACCUAGAAAUAGAAUACCUCAACAUGACAACCAAACAGAGUCGAAUUCUAAGGUUAACAAAUACAGUUCUGAUGAAGAAGAUGCAAUCAGCAACAAGUGGAAGCCAGAGCUUGCUUGGCUCACAAAAGCACUUGAACCUGCAUUACAAUUGUGUAGAUGGCCUCUUCCCACAGGAAAUGCACAGGGAACCAAAAUCCCACCUAGUAGUCGAUCACUUGCAGAAAUUCUUGCAAGCAUUCAAAGAAGCAAACUUGGAGUCAAAGAUUGGAGCUUAAGUGAUCUUACAAUAGGUUUAUAUCUUAUCUACCUUCAACAAGCAUCCACAAAUCCAUUUCAAGAUGUGAAGGGUGUAAAGAUUUCAUCCGACACAGUGGUGCAGGAUCUUAUAUACCAUAUUGAACUAGCAAAAGGGGCAUAUAGGGAAAGUGCUAGUGGGCUAGCUAAAAACAGCAUGCUUCGUGAAAACAACAUCAUAAAAUUUGUGAAGAAUUCAAGCAUGCUUAGACCUGGAUACUACAUUGGUGUUGAUAUUCGCAAUAAACUUGUGAUUUUUGGGAUUCGUGGGACCCACACUGUGUAUGAUUUUAUCACUGACAUUGUUUCUUCAAGUGAUGUGGAAGUUAAUUUUGAAGGGUAUUCCACUCAUUUUGGAACUGCUGAAGCUGCUCGUUGGUUUCUCACUCAUGAAAUGGGAACCAUUAAAGAUUGCCUUCACAAACAUCAGGGAUUUAGGUUAAGACUAGUGGGCCAUUCACUUGGAGGUGCAAUUGCUUCAAUGCUAGCAAUUAUGAUUCGAAAAAAGACAUGUGAUGAAUUAGGUUUUAGCCCUGAGAUUGUUACAGCUGUUGGAUAUGGAACACCACCUUGUGUUUCUAGAGAUCUUGCUGAUAGCUGUUCUGAUUUUGUCACAACCGUUUGUAUGCAGGAUGAUAUAAUCCCGAGGCUAAGUGUUGCUACUUUGAUGAGAUUGAGGAAUGAAAUUCUUCAGACUGAUUGGAAAACCAUAUUUGAAAAGGACGAUUGGAAAAGUGUUUUAGAUGUGGUUAGUAAUGCAAAACAAGUUGUAUCCUCUGUACAAGAUGCAGCUAGGAAGCUAGUUGAUUACACCAAAUUCGGAAGCCAGACAAAAUUUAUCGACAUUCCUGGUGUGAAAGAUUCUGUUGUGACACCAAGUAUUAUGACAUCAUCAACCUCAAAAGCAGUUGGACAAAAAGGUGAUGAGAUUGAAGAGGAAAGAAGAGAUGAUUUGACGUUAUUGCCCCAACCCCAUGAGGAACUUUUUAUUCCGGGAAGUGUUUAUUUUCUCAAGAGGAAAGAAGAAAAACAUAAUGGCAACCGAUUCAAUUCUUUCACACUUUGGAAAAGAAAUUCAGGUGAACAUUUUGAAAGGAUAUUGUUGUCUAAUAAUUUGGUUUCAGAUCAUAAGUGUGAUAGUCAUUACUAUGCUUUGAGGGAUGUUUUAAAAGGUAUACCUCUGCCUCAAAAUCAAAACUACCCCAAGUAAAGCUUUCGUUUUUCUUACGUUUUCCAUUUUUAUAUUUUACUUGUGGGACCCACAAAUGACAAAUGACAAAUGACAAAUGACAAAAUGUUAGUGUUAGAAAAUAGAAACGCAUAUGUUUUAUGGUUUUUCACAUGUUUAUGUAGUUGAAUGUACAUAUUGAUUUUUAUCAUAUUUUUAGAACAUUUUAGGCC